This is a messenger RNA of Symbiodinium sp. CCMP2456, 1188 nucleotides long. NCBI's taxonomy places the organism in Eukaryota, Dinophyceae, Suessiales, Symbiodiniaceae. The record is from the annotation of a GenBank genome assembly.
AUGAACUUGAGCGAAGUGGAGGAGCUUUGUGAAGCCGCCGCCUAUUUCAUGGAUACGGAGCUGGCCCAUAUCGUCGCUUCGCAGAGGAACCUCGAUGCAUGGAACGAGGUCUGCCGAGAAGUCUUUGACAACUUGAGCCUCGAGGCGCAGCAGCUGCUCCGGGAGAUGCUGUCUUCCGGCCGUCAUCGCAAGGAGCUGAUAGAUUGGGAAAUCGACGGACGAAGUGGCCGAUGGAAGCAGCAGGUCAUCGCAAGUGUUACGAAUGGCACACUCAAGGAGAAGGCAGAACUGCCGGAGUUUGUUCCAUUGCAUCAGAUUCCAGUGGCUUUCAAAGAUGCCAGGGUAUUGAGAUUCAAUGGCCGGGAACUUCUUCCAGACAGCAUGUUCAAUGCAACGAUGGCUGACAUAGCGCGACUUCAUCCGUACUCGGCCGACAGCACCUUCAUGUUCGGUUCUUUUGAUUUUGGGGGCUCUGUCUGUCGCAUAUUGUUGCUGCUUCCCGUGACGCGAUUCUACCCGCGAAUCGGUCACAAAGCAAUUUUCCCUGUAAUGAGGUCCGUUAUGGUGACGCUGGCGAGCUUCUGCAAGCUGCAGCCAAUGACAUACUCCGUCGAACACCCGGAGAGGUUGCUGGCCAUAGGACCAGGUAAUGUGAAUCUGCGCCGUAUCCCCAAGUUCGAUGGAGGCCUUAAUGUUUCUGGUCGAGUGGGGCUGGGAAGCCAAUCAACGAGAGGUCUUAGUCUGCUCUGGUAUGGCGUCAAUCCAACCAAAUGGUGGCAUACUCUCCACACGGACGUGCAGGACAACGUUUUGAUCGAGCUCGUGUCGGCAACAAACGUCUACGUUUUCCCUCGCGAGCUCUUCUGGAACGCAUCCUCAGAUGUCAAUAUCACUGGGGAGUAUCAUAAGAUCAGGCUAGAGCCGGGACAGGGGGUUGCCAUCCCGAGCAACUUCCUGCAUACAGUGGAGCAUUUGUCGGACAGCCGCUUGGCUGUCAAUUACUUCUUUGAACCCGAAUUUGGUGAAAUGCAAUGGCCAAAUGGCAAAGGCAAUUAUUACACUGAAAUGGCCAAAGCCAACAAAUCGCAUUUGGCCAUGAGAUCCUUAUGGUUUGGUUCCGUUGGGCAGCUGUGGGACAGGUUCAAGAUUGGCAUGUACAUGCACAGCUGGAAGAUGGAGGUGCUUUAA